ACUCGGGCGGCUACGGUGCAUCCGCCACCCACCCCAAACCCACCUAACGAAGAUUCUCAUCUGCGCCGCCUCCGCCGCGGCGUCAGUGUUGCGAUCGCCGCCCGUCACCUUAGCUAUCUGGUCUCUGUCGCUCCCAAUCAAAGUUUCCUUCUUUGUUACUAUUCCUCCUUGCGACGACGACGACAACAAGAGGACAGGGGUUGUGCCGACAGGGCGAUAAAGGAGGGAGGAACUGCUUUCUCUUGUUUUCUUUGUUCAUUUUUUUAAUUGACCGGGUCCGAUGGAUGGCGAAGUGCUCGACAGCAUCAUCAGCCGGCUGCUGGAGGUGCAGACGGCAAGGCCUGGGACGUUAAUCCGCCUAACGGAGGCGGAGAUCCACCAGCUUUGCGUCGCCUCUCGCGAGAUCUUCCUCGCCCAGCCCAACCUCCUCGAACUUGAAGCCCCCAUCAAGAUCUGCGGUGAUAUCCAUGGCCAGUAUAGUGAUCUCUUAAGGCUUUUUGAAUACGGAGGCUUUCCUCCAUCUGCUAAUUAUCUAUUCUUAGGUGACUACGUGGAUAGAGGAAAGCAAAGUUUGGAAACAAUCUGCCUACUACUUGCAUACAAAAUUAAGUACCCAGAAAACUUCUUCCUUCUGCGUGGAAACCAUGAAUGUGCUUCAAUUAAUAGAAUAUAUGGGUUUUAUGAUGAAUGUAAGCGACGGUUCAGUGUGAGACUGUGGAAGGUAUUUAGUGAUUGCUUUAGCUGCCUUCCAUUAGCUGCUUUAAUUGAUGACAAGAUAUUAUGCAUGCAUGGUGGAUUGUCCCCUGAUUUAUCAAGGUUGGAGCAAAUAAAAAAUAUAAGUCGACCAUGUGAUGUCCCUGAUAGUGGGUUAAUAUGUGACUUGCUUUGGGCUGAUCCUGGUAGAGAUGUUCAAGGUUGGGGAGAAAAUGACAGGGGGGUCUCUUGGACUUUUGGUGCAGAUACAGUUAUUGAUUUCUUAGCCAGACAUGAUCUAGAUCUAGUCUGUAGGGCGCAUCAGGUUGUGGAGGAUGGCUAUGAAUUUUUUGCUGAUAAACAACUUGUAACAAUAUUCUCAGCCCCAAAUUACUGUGGUGAAUUUGAUAAUGCUGGAGCCAUGAUGAGUGUUGAUGAAACAUUGAUGUGCUCCUUCCAAAUUCUCAAACCUGCUGAAAAGAAACCGAAUACCAUGUUCCCUAUGAGAAUUUAGUAAUCAAACAUGGAAUUACCAUCAAGGGUUUGCAUGUCGUUCCUGGUUGUCACUGCAUCAUUCUCUGUUCGUGUUCAUCGCACUAGACAAAUAUUUAGUUCUCCAGUUAAUUUGGCAGCACUGGUUAAAGAUAAUAAGGCAGCAGAUCAACAACAGGGAACUUUGAGGUGCAGAGGUGCUGUAAUAAUAUGCCAUGGCCAAAUGGUCAUUUGUUGUAAUCGACUUCCUCCAUAUCUCCAUUUAUGUCUCAAGUUUCAUAUUCCAGAUUUUUUUUUACGUUAAGAACCUUAUUGUAUAUUCACAGCAGUUGUGAAUUGUGAAUCAUCAUUCAGUUUGCUAGAGUUCUUUGCUGCAAA
Molecule: messenger RNA, 1563 nt
Organism: Zingiber officinale
Lineage: Eukaryota; Viridiplantae; Streptophyta; Magnoliopsida; Zingiberales; Zingiberaceae
Product: serine/threonine-protein phosphatase PP1-like
Exons: 4
Coding region: 281-1207 (308 amino acids)
Cellular component (GO): cytoplasm; nucleus
Molecular function (GO): protein serine/threonine phosphatase activity
Source: RefSeq, a predicted model, not a curated record